Messenger RNA from Ectocarpus siliculosus, 2110 nucleotides. NCBI's taxonomy places the organism in Eukaryota, Phaeophyceae, Ectocarpales, Ectocarpaceae. The record is from the annotation of a GenBank genome assembly.
ACAACACACCACCCGCUGUCACCUACCACCCUUAGCUGUAGGAUGGCACCUAAUGCGAAGAGGCUCAAGACAGAGGGCGCCCCCCCGGCGGGAGUCGUCGUCUGCGACAACUUGAUCGGCGGAGAGAGCACCCCCCCGCUUUCCGGAACCUACCUGGAUGUAGUGUCCCCAUCAGAUGGCACCGUCCUCGGAAGAGUCGCCAUGUCGGGGCAGAAGGAGGUCGAGGUCGCAGCGGCCCGUGCGGAGGAGGCCUUCGUGGGGUGGAGCGGCAUGACGGCCAAGAGCCGCGCGGCCAUCAUGUUCCGGUUCCACUCCCUCCUAGAGAUGCAUGCCGACGAGCUGGCGGACCUUGUCGUGGCGGAGAACGGCAAGAACAAGGCGGAGGCGCUGGCGUCUGUGGCCAAGGGGAACGAGACUGUCGAGUGGGCGUGCUCCAUGCCUCAGCUCAUGCAGGGGAAGAUCCUCCAAGUUAGCCGGGGCAUCGAGUGCCGGGACCUGAGGGAGCCGCUGGGGGUCGUCGCCUGCUUAGUGCCGUUCAACUUUCCCAUCAUGGUGCCCAUGUGGACGGUGCCGAUCGCCCUGACGGCAGGCAACUGCGUGAUACUGAAGCCCUCGGAGAAGGUUCCGCUGACCAUGCGGAAGGUCGGACAGCUGCUCGGGGAGGCCGGACUGCCUCCAGGGGUUUUCCAGAUCGUGAAUGGCGGCAAGGAGGCCGCGGAGGCUUUGUGCGACGCCGAGGCGGUCAAGGCCCUGACGUUCGUGGGGAGCAGCGGCGUGGCCAAGUCCGUGGCGGCGCGCUGCCACGCGGUCAACAAGCGGGUGCUGGCGCUUGGCGGCGCGGAGAACCACCUCAUCGCUCUCCCGGACUGCGACCAUGAGGCAGCUGCUCACGACAUCGUGGCGUCCUUCGCGGGUUGCGCUGGGCAACGGUGCAUGGCAGCGAGUGUGCUCGUUCUUGUCGGCGACACGGGAGACCUCCUCGACAGGGUCAUUCAGAAGUCCAAGGCUCUCGAGCCCGGCACCGAAGCGGGCAAGGUCGGGCCCGUGAUCAGCACAGCUUCACGGGACCACAUCGUCGGACGCAUCGGCGCGGCGGAGGCGGAGGGGGGGGAGGUGGUCGUUGACGGGAGGGGCUGGGCGGAGCGGAGGCCGGGCACGUGGGUAGGCCCCACGGUGAUCGUCAAGAGCCGCAACGGCAACAAAGGCGACGGCAAGUCGGAAGAGAUCUUCGGGCCGGUCCUGAUGGUGGUCAAGGUGGACACGUGGCAGGAGGCCCUGGCGGUGGAAAACGCGUCUCCCUUCGGGAACGCCGCCUCGGUGUACACGUCGUCUGGGCCGGCGGCGGACUACUUCCAGACCCGCUUCCGGGCGGGCAUGAUAGGGGUAAACGUGGGCAUCCCCGUUCCGCGCGAGCCUUUCGCCUUCGGGGGAUUGUCAGGGACGCUGAGCAAGUACGGCGACUUCGACGUCACUGCGGAGGGGGCGAUGGAGUUCUUCACCAACCGCCGAAAGAUCACGACGAAGUGGGCGUUGCCGAAGGAGGCUACGAUGACCGCGGCGGCGGCGGCAGGAGGCGGGGCUGGUGGCAAGACCGACACGGCCAACUUCGUCGGGCAGAUGUGAUUUUGCACUCAAGGAUGGGCCUGUUGGUCUUUUGUUUGGUUGGAGAGUUGUUAACAAGAUGGCCGUCGCGCACGCUAGCACGCGCCUACCUAGAGAUGUAAGGCGCGUUCUAAAUAGUGUGCGAUUUCUCUCUGGUACGUUUUUUUUUUCUCUUUGGCUGACCCGUGAUGACGGAGGGAGGAAACCGACUGCGCCCAGUUGGAUCCAGCACCGAUGGGUGAUAGAAGGUACUCGGCAGACAUCGGAGUGGUUUUUUUGUGAUGUUACGGCGACAGUGACCGGUGACGCCAAUGCCGUGCCAUUCCCCACGAAUCUUUGGUGGAUGGUACCUUCUUUCACAGAAUUGGUGGGAGUUUCGAUCGCCAGCAGCAACUUGCCCGUUCGUUUGAGGACUGUGUUGGUCUUGACAGCGGCGUGUUCGCGGUGGAAUGAAGACGGAAACAGAUGUGAUCGUUGCCUCGACAGUAUUUCAGGGAGUCAGGAGGAU